This is a messenger RNA of Cydia fagiglandana, 3284 nucleotides long. RefSeq lists its product as uncharacterized. The record is from RefSeq and is a predicted model, not a curated record. Bases 1867 to 3105 code for a protein of 412 amino acids. NCBI's taxonomy places the organism in Eukaryota, Metazoa, Arthropoda, Insecta, Lepidoptera, Tortricidae. The transcript has 3 exons.
CGCGAUGGAGAAGAGAUGCCAUUUAUUAGAAAGUGGCAGGCAGAGGCUGGCAGCUUCCAGUUUUCAUUACGAGACGUGAGCUUAAACACCAAAGCUUUUGCCAACGGUAUCCUGUCGUCCUUAUCAACGGCUAUGUCUUUAUCUUGACCGAUAUUCAUAACUUGACCGUAGGUUACGUAUUGUUUAUCAUCCCAGUCCACGGUUUGAUACCAAUUAUGGAUAAUGUCCGCAUAUGAUAUGAGGCACUAGCCUAAACUAAUAACUAAUUUAACUAUAAAUAAACACAAUUUUAUUUGCUGUUUGCUCCAUACCACAUUCCGUGAAAAUAAACUAAUACAAAUUAUGUACUUAAUUAAACUCGUGACGAUCAUUAAUUGGUUGGUUAAAUGUAAAUAACUAAUAUAAAUUCAAGAUUGAAGGUUGCUAAUAUACUUCUGAGAUAGUGGAAGCGAAACACGUAUAGGUAGUUUAACGACCCCAGACCUUUUGGCUAAAAGCUUCAAUGCUUAAAUGGGAUUCGUGAUUGUCCAUUAUUAGUAACGCGGGGUUCUCGGGUCUUGCACUCAAGUCUUAUUAAAUGCUCCGCCACCUGGACAAAAGGCUCUGCAUUCAUCCACCCACUAGGUGUGGCUAGUCUUAAGGAUCCUGUUGACUGAAGUUUGUAUUCCGUCGCGGGCGCAGCUACUAAUUAGGACCAUUAGGACGAGUGGCUAAUUAGAACCAUUCAUACAUUUGAUUCUCGUCUCGUCUGACGCUGGGAUGCCGUUAGAGUGAAAGUUUUUAAUUGUAUUGUUCUGCAAGCGGUGAUGAUUUUACUGAACUGUUAAUUACAUCUGAAUCUGAUCUGGCAUUAGGUACAGUCAGCAUCAAAUAGAUAGUGACAGUGAAGGUCUCCAAAUAUACCGCAACAUCUAAAUUUACCAUUAAUACUAAGUCAUCCAAAGUAAUAAAAUAAUUCAUGCCAUCCACUGUCAACAAAUAUACCGAUGCAUACACAACGCCUGAUACUUAGUAACAUUCAAACCGCCGUAAACACCAUUACACCCACAUCGCCGCCGGUAGCGUAGCACCCAAAGUGUCCAAAAAUCCGGAACACUUAAGAAAAAUGAACUUUAUUUUUAAGGAAAUAGAUGUCAAUCUUACAACUUUGUGUUUUAACAAUCAUCGAGAAGAGUGGCGACCUGUCAAAUAAUUUCCUCUCUUUCUUUAUGGCUAUGCCUAAUACGAGUACAAUAUUAUUAAAUUUUAAACUGAUUCUUUUUCAGCCGCGUUUUUAAAUGAAAUGUAGUCAUUUUAUUUAUUUUUCUCAAAAAUGGACAGCAAAGUCGAGUUUGCCGUCUAAAAAAUAGGUCGCGAAGCGCGGAGUUUAUGGUCAGUCAAAAAUUAAAAAGUUAAAAACAUUGCAGUCUCGAUUUUAGGACUGCAAUGUUGCAUACAAAUUCCAUUAUUUGUCGAGUUCCAAACUUUUUAAAAGUUGAAAUGGCCAUAUCAAAUGAAGGCACAGGCCCAUUAAACAGCCAAACAGAUGAUUAGUACCGCGACUAUUUAGCUGUCUCAAAUAGGUUGGCGUAUUUUCGGCAGAAAAAUACACUUCUAUUUUUUUAUUAAAAAAAAUAAAAGGCGGCAAGGGCUUUGUUCUGUGAAAAUAUAUACGUAAGAAUGUUGCUUUUGUAAAAUAUUUAUAUGAUAUUUAUAUUUCGUGCACCAUUUUUGAGAAAAGCACUAUAUAUGACUCGGCUGGAAGGCUACUUGCUGGCUUCGGAUUCAAUUAAACGGACUCCCAAGGUCGUCCGUUUAAAACGAAUCCUCAGCCUGCAAGUAGCUACUUCCGAGCCUCGACAAUAAUGUACUAUAAAAGAUCUUCUUAUGGUACGUUUACACGCUUGCCAAGCCUUGGCAAACGGCAAACAGCCCCAAGCCUAUACAAAUCUCGUUUGGCGUUUGAAUGGCGUUUACACGCUUGUGAAUGCGUCAGUCUGCAAUAAACAUCCAAGCAUGGCGGACACCGAACUUGUGGCGGCUAUUGCAUUUGGUUUAACGUACAUUUAUUUAAAAUGCAAGCAAAGUGAAACAAAAAAAAGGAGAGCUCGACGACAGCGAAGAUGGUGGAUGAAAAAGAUUCAUCGUAAUCGUACCAGACAAUUUAUGGAAGAGAAAUUUAGUGAACUUUUAUAUGAACCAUCUGGAGAGUUCGAUAACUUUUGCCGAAUGAGCUAUCCUGAUUUUGAGUUUUUACUGCAGAAAAUUUCACCAAUGAUAUCCAAGCAUGAUACAGACUUCAGAGAAGCUAUACCAGCCAAAUUUCGUCUUGCCAUUACGCUACGAUUUUUAGCAUCUGGUGAUUCUUACAUAAGCCUUCACUACUUGUUUAAAGUAUCUGUCUCUACGAUAUCGAUAAUCAUUCGUGAAGUUUGCCGAGCUCUUAAUGAGAUUCUAAAGGAUCAAGUUAAGAUGCCCACCACAGCAGAAGGAUGGCUUAAUAUAGAAGAAGGAUUCAGGACGAAAUUUCCACAUUGCAUAGGUUCAUUGGAUGGCAAGCAUGUAGUUAUUGAAAGCCCAGCUCAUAGUGGAACAGAGUAUUUCAAUUAUAAGAGAACGUUUAGCAUUGUUCUUUUGGCGUUAGUGGAUAGCAAAUACAAAUUUGUGUUCGCAGACAUCGGGACUCAAGGAAGAAUAAGUGACGGUGGCGUCUUUAAUAAUUGUUUACUAUGGAAAAGAAUAUGUAGAAACGAGAUAGAUUUUCCACCGCCUUGUCCACUUCCAGGAUCGAAUAUUAAUAUUCCAUACGUGUUUUUAGCUGACGGUGCGUUUGCAUUGAGUCAACGCGUAAUGAAGCCCUACCCUGGAAACCAUGAAGUAGGCUCACCAAAAAGGUUAUUUAACCAAAACUUAUCUAGAUCCCGAGUUGUAGUUGAAAAUACGUUUGGAAUUUUAACCUCAGUUUUCAGAAUAUUCAGACGCCCUAUCGAUUUAGCACCACAAACUGUGACGGAAUUUACGAUGACUUGUGUAUUACUACAUAACUUCUUGAGAACAAGUAAAAGUUCUUCAAACCGAUAUCUCCGAGUUCGUUUGACGUAUAUGACAGUAAUGGAAAUAUGGUAACCCGUGGUUCAUGGCGCAGAGAUAACGACAUAUAUAAUGCAUUGCAAAAUUUACCACAAAUACCACGAAGAUCUCCGCUGAAUGCCAAAGAAGUCAGGGAAGAAUUUACUUCAUAUUUUAAUAGGAUGAGAUAAGUUCACAAAAAUAAGCAUAUACGGUCGAAUUGAGAAACUUCCUCC